UAAACCUUUUCUGUAAACAGACAGCGCACUGAGAAAAUAAGAAAUGUUGGGAAGACAAUUGAAUUACUUUCCUAUAACGAUUUAUGUACUACUGAAUAUUCUGAUCAAUUACAAAUGCAGUGCCUUCGAAUGCUACGAUUGUGACCACUGCCCAAAUGUUGACAGUUUCACACCUAAGAAAGAUGGCUGCGUUGCAUGCUUGAUCGGUGGAGCAAACGUUGAAGUUUCUAGAGCAUGCGUGGGCAUGGGGUCAGGGGCGCCUGAGAACUUUCCAACAUUAAAUUGGAAAAAAUGUUAUGGACCUCUGUGUAAUAAGAUGAAUUCGACAUUAGUAAUACACGAUCCAAUAAGCUGUUAUGUUUGCAGAGAUUGCGGACAUACAAACGAAAGAAUUGAAACUGUGUGCGGUGCAUGUGCAACUCGUAAUGCAUCCGGAAUUAUAAGUAAAUAUUGCCUUAAAAGCUGUGAGGAAGUAACAGUUACCCGAGGAUCAUCUUGCUGUACAACAGAUCUAUGCAAUGGAGAGAUGAAAUUGAAUAUUCGCAUAGGCCUAAUGAUAUUUCUGCUGAUUUUUACACACUUCAGCACCAAAGCAUUAUAAAAGGAUUUGAAUGAGUCAUAAUAUCAUUAAUUUUUUUUUAUAAGAACACAAAGAUACUUUUAAUAACAAUCAUUUUUUUCUGAAGCCAUUCACGCUUUGCUUUAACAUUUAAAUCACUGCACUUUGGCGCUAACUUUUAUUCACAUACCUAUAUUAUUACAAUGUUUUAGUGUUUGAUUUUUUUCAAAGCAACAUUCACUAUAUAAGCUGGCAUGUAACCAAUGCAUUAUUACAACUCUAAAUGCAUAGGAACAGUUAUAAAUACGUAAAGUGUUUCACUUGCGGCAUAUAUAUUCAUAUAUAUGCUGUUUAACUUAAAUUUUUAACGUUUCUUUGAUUCAUCUUUCAAGUGUACAUUUCAAAGACACGUUAGAUUUAUAAUUUCAUUUGACAUGGUGUGCAUUUCAAUCUAUGCAUCCUUUUAAGACUGGCUAACUCUCAACCGAAAAUGAAAGAAUAAAGAAUUUAAGCUUAGUAGUGAAAAAACUGAAUGACAAGUAUACCAAUUACCUUCAUUUUAAACAUGAAAAUAUGCUUGAUAAAUAAUUAUUCAAACAUAAGACAUCACAGUGGGUGUAAAUUUGUUAACGAUGAUUGAAAAUGAAGUAGGUUACUAGUUAACUUACCACAAUGCUGAGGUGUGAGUGGUUGGAACUAAUUUGGUCGUCUGAUAUGAGUGUACCUGGAUAAAACAUUGAUGAGCUCGACCCAAAACAGUGAGAACAAACUUUAGUGGUAGUGUGUUCCACUUAUAACUUUAGGUUCUUAAAUAGGAAGUGUACAAAAAUGUCUGGAAUUUUCGGGAGAUCAAGAGGUAGGUGGGAGACGGUAUAAAAAGACGGAAACAAAACCGUAAUUUGACAC
Messenger RNA from Trichobilharzia szidati, 1465 nucleotides. NCBI's taxonomy places the organism in Eukaryota, Metazoa, Platyhelminthes, Trematoda, Strigeidida, Schistosomatidae. The record is from the annotation of a GenBank genome assembly.